CUUUGAUCAUGUCGACGUUGGACAUCAAGCUCAACCGCGUCGAUCGCGUCUUCCGCCCGCAUGAUCUCAUCCAAGGACAUGUCAUCUUGCAUGCCACGAACGCAUUCAGCCAUUCGGGGAUCAGCAUGCGCGUGGAAGGCAGCGCCAAACUCCAAUUGAGCGCGAAAAGUGUGGGACUCUUUGACGCGUUCUACAACACCGUGUCGCCUCUUGAGCUCGUGUACUUUCAUAUCCCGGUGGUCGGUCCAGGAAAGGUGCCUGUGGGCAUCUCCAAGUUCCCGUUUGAAUUCGAACUCCAUGCCGUGAACGCGCAGCAAGGCCUUGUGGAAACCUACCACGGCGUGUAUGUGAGCGUCAAGUACGAGAUCAUUUGCGACUGCGCGCGCGGCAUGAUGAAGAAGACGUUGCAUCGAACGCUCGAGUUCAUCGUGGAAGUCCCGCUCCAGAACGCACUCCCUGACUCCCCAGAGGAAUUCAUUGUCACGCCCGACAAACUGGAAAACGUCCGCUUGAGCACGCCACGGAACAUCCCCACGUUCCACAUCAAGGGCAACAUCCACCGAACCAACUGCCCCGUGAACCUACCCUUCACGGGCGAGAUCGUCGUGGAAGCCGCGUCCGCGCCGCUGAAGAGCAUUGAGCUGCAACUCAUUCGCGUCGAAAGCGUCAGUACGUUGUGAGGCGCUCCCUUCGUGACCUUCUUCACGUGUCUUCCCUAGCUCACGCGGAAGGCAUUGCCCGAGACGGUAAGACGGUACUUCGCAUUGUCUUGCUUAAGAGCUAGCUAAUCCAUCAUCGUGAUGCUCGUCUGUGCUCCAUUAUUAGCCACGGAGAUCCAAAACGUGCAAAUCGGAUGGGGUGAUGUGGCCCGACAAGUCUCGAUCCCCCUCUACAUGAUCUUCCCGCGACUAUUCACGUGUCCUUCCAUGCUCACUCCAGCCUUCAAGGUCCAAUUCGAAGUGAACGUUGUCGUGCUGUUUGAAGACGGAUACAUGCUCACGGAGAACUUCCCCAUUCACUUGUACCGAUGAAGGCGCGAUUCAUAGACGCUGGCUGCCACAGCGCUGAUGCCGGCAUAUCCGACGGCGCGUGUUAUCUGCAGUGAGAAAUGCAAAAGAUCUCAACAUGAAGAAAAUAUCCAACCUAGUUAUUUUUCCUUAAAAUAAGAAAUAAAUUUCCCACCA
Aphanomyces astaci is the source of this 1184-nucleotide messenger RNA. RefSeq lists its product as hypothetical. The record is from RefSeq and is a predicted model, not a curated record. Gene Ontology annotation, biological process: intracellular protein transport. NCBI's taxonomy places the organism in Eukaryota, Oomycota, Saprolegniomycetes, Saprolegniales, Verrucalvaceae. Bases 9 to 680 code for a protein of 223 amino acids. The transcript has 5 exons. Gene Ontology annotation, cellular component: endosome.